Polyodon spathula (Mississippi paddlefish) is the source of this 1630-nucleotide messenger RNA. RefSeq names its product Cbp/p300-interacting transactivator, with Glu/Asp-rich carboxy-terminal domain, 2 (gene cited2). NCBI's taxonomy places the organism in Eukaryota, Metazoa, Chordata, Actinopteri, Acipenseriformes, Polyodontidae. The record is from RefSeq and is a predicted model, not a curated record. Gene Ontology annotation, biological process: regulation of DNA-templated transcription. The coding region runs from base 156 to 902 and encodes 248 amino acids. Gene Ontology annotation, cellular component: nucleus. The transcript has 2 exons.
UUGGGCAGAGGUUGGAAGUAUUUCGUUUUGGUGUUUUGUCCACAGUUUUCAGCGAUUUGGAAUACAGACUGUAUAGUAAUUAUAGGAUCUCUACACUUCAUUACGUUUAGCUGAGUGAAACCAUAAAAGGAGUUACAACCCAGUAGAUAGGGGGAAUGGCAGACCGCAUGAUGGCUAUGAACCACGGACGAUUCCCCGACUCAGCAAACGGUCUUCACCAUCACCACCCAGCACACAGGAUGGGAAUGGGACAGUAUUCUAAUCCUCAUCUCCACCACCAACAGCAGCAGCAGCAGCAGCAGCAGCCGCCUCCACAGCCACAGCUGCAGCACGCAUACAACGGGUUAAUGGGCGAUCAUUUACUCUAUGGAGGGGGGAAUAUGAACUCAAACAACGGGAUCAGGCAUGCAAUGGGGCCAGGGAAUGUGAAUGUAAAUGGGGGUCAUCCCAACAACAACAUACCUCCCAACGCAAGAUACAAUACACAAUAUGCGGCGCCUGCUGUGAAUAGCCAAGGGCAGCUAGCUGCCAGCAUGCAGCUACAGAAGCUCAACAACCAGUAUUAUACCCAUCACCAGCCUGCUCCUCACCAUCACUAUAUGCCGGACUUGCACCCUGCAAACCAUCAAAUGAACGGACCAGGCCAGCAAUACAGAGACUGCAAUCCAAAACGCAGCACCUCAGGCAUGCCCCCUUCAGUCCACCACCAUGUGCCUGCAGCAAUGCUGCCCCCCAAUGUCAUAGACACGGAUUUUAUUGACGAGGAAGUGUUGAUGUCUUUAGUUAUAGAAAUGGGAUUGGACAGAAUAAAAGAAUUGCCAGAGCUCUGGUUGGGACAAAACGAGUUUGAUUUCAUGACAGACUUUGUUUGCAAACAGCAGCCGAGCAGAGUGAGUUGUUAGUCUCACCAGCAGGAUUUGGUUUGGUUGUUUUUAAAAACGUACAAAAAAAGCAUUCCUUCACGGCUACAGUAUCUCUUUUCUUAAUGGCAUUGACUUGGCAGAAAUUGUACAGUGUGGACAUAAUAAUGUUCUUCAGACCAGUGUAUUUAUUUAAGUGUACCUCUAAAAUUUAGAGGUUGGGAGCAUUUUUUGUCAUGAAAGUGUGUUUAACUCAUCUCGGAGGAUGAUGAAUAAAUGUCACUACUGGGGAAUUUUUCCAAGUCUUUGAAAUGCAUUUGAGUUCAUUUAACAAACUCUCAUAAAAUAUGUGUUGUUGAUACAUAGGUCUGGAUAACUAAACACUACCCUCUUAGUGAAAGUCUGACACAUUACUGUGCUAGCACAGAUAUUUAAUUUUCUGUAUUCUUCUGGAAUGAAUUUAUUUUGUAAUGAAGAUGUUAAGAAAAUAAUAUAAAUUAAACACAUUUAAAAUUAUGUAGAUGGCGAAAGAUGCUUUUAGGGAAGUAUUGUGUAAUUGUUAAUGACAGUAAUACACUGUAAAAUGUAUUGGCCAUAUAUUCCAGAUAUUUGUGCUGUUAAAUGAUAUUUGCCUAAUUACAAAGGAAGAAAACUAAAAAAAAAAUGUGUUACACAUUAGCUCAAUGGUGUACAAUUGUUUAAUCUUUGGUGCCAUGAAAUGUUGUUAUUUUCUUAUAUUGUGUGGUGUGGGUUUUUUUGUGUUUGUUUUU